CUCAUUCGUGCCAUUCAUUUCAAUCACAACGUUCGUACUUGUCUCGGUGCCGGCGAACGCCAUUACUAUAGCUGAUCUGAACUCGACGCGAAUUGCGCGCAAUUCCUCAAGCCCCUUCCACAGAGAUGGAUAUUUAACUUGUGGUGGACAGCAGCUUGCCCUUUCUUGGCUGUGGCUUUGCAACUCAGCCAGGCGAGUUCUCCGUUUGCGCUUAUACUGUUCUUGGGCAGUCGCUCACAUUCCUGUCACCCCGCGACAUCUGCAUUCGAAUGCUGGUAACAUCAAAAUUACCAAGACCGACCAGUCAUGUCGACUCCAAAGAACUCCCUGUCGCAGCAGGGCAAGACCCCCUCGCAACCCCAUCAUGGGGCGGCGGCGACUCCCCAAGUCUCGACACCGUUCUCGAUGGCCCAGGCAGCCCUGUCGCCGCAUGGCCCGCGGUCAUCACCGCAGCAGGUCAAGAAGUCUCCAGCGGCCAUGACCUCAGUAACCAUGGGCCGGUCCAACUCCAGCAUUCCCGUGAACUUCGAGAGCCCGUCUGCUGCCGCCGCUCUGGAGAUGGGUUCCGGUUUAGACGUCAAUCUCCGAAAUCUUGUUCAACUGGGCAGAGCCAAUGAGGAUGAGAGAGCGAGGCGGUUAGACGCUGUUAUUGCAGUCCUUGGUAGGAACAAGGGCUUGGUUAGUGAGGCGGGCUUGGAAAGGCUUGCAAAGAAGCUCGAGCUGGAGUUCAUCUGGGAAAGUGCUAUGGACAGCAGCGGCAAGAGGACGCUCAUCGUCGCCGGCUCUGCGCUCGAACUGGUCAUUGAGUUCUCCAGCAACGUCGUCCAGUCGGUCACUUUGGGUUUCCCAGACUCUGCUGAGAUCGUGAACAAGCAUGCCAAAUCCGCGGGGGAGAUUCUAUUCAACGACCUGCGCCUGCGCGAAGACCAAAGCCCCCUGACCAAGUCGAUGGAGAGAUUUGCCGCCAACUUUGAGCGACUCGCUGUGCUGGACAAGCUGAGCAUCAACCCCGGACUUAAUUUGUACGAGGCUGUAGCCGGCAUCUACGAAAGCCUCAGCCGUCUCCACGCAUGGGAACUACGCAAGCUCCGCCAGGAGCCUACAUUGGCCGGCCGGCCCUAUCAGUACCUCGAGAACCUCGUGCUCUGCACAAGGAGCGGCAAGCCAACCAUGAAUGUCAAGGGCCGAGUGGGUAUGGCGCUCGAGUACUGGAAGGACAGGAGGCUCCAGCCACCGCCAAGUCCGGACUUGGCUCCUUGGGUCGAAGACCACGAACAGACCUGGAGCAUUCUCAUCGGCUGCGCUCCCAUGCGUCAUAUCGGUGUCAGUCCCGUCCGCAUCUCGGACAGGUGGAUCGGCCCCAACGUCGAGAAAGCACCUCUUCCUGAUGAGCUGCAUGCGGGCGGCCCUGUCAUCGACUGGUUGGAGCCGGAAAGCACAUUUCUUCCCGAUUCCAAUCAGACAAAGGCCGAUCCGAUGCAGCCCGACGCGCAGCUUCUCGGGCCCCGUCUUCCCGAAGUCGUGUUCCAUGCCGCUUUUGAGCCGCCUGUCCAUAUUCCACUUAGCCUGUGGCAGCAGAUCCAGGAGCUAGGCUGCAUAAUGGACGAAACAUCGCUGAGCCAGCCAGUAUCGUUCGACAGUCUUAUCAUCCCCUUUCCCCCAGGGAAGUCCUUCGGCUCGGAGGAGACGAGGAUCGUCAGUUGCAACAAAGAGAUCGUUUUCGGACCGCCAGAGGAUCCGUCCAACUUGUCAUGGAGGAGUCAUGCGAACACCCUCGCAGUCCAUAAGGAAGUCCUAUGUAGGACGCUGACCGAAAUGACAUUCUCUCACCCACAGCAGCUUGUUACCAUCCUUCCGUUCUUGCGACAGUACGUCUUCCUCGCCAGGUUACUGGAGCAGAGCUUUGUCAAGGAAGCACAAGACCGCUCUUCCACAGUGAACGGCGAGCCGUCCACCAAAACAAGAGGCACAACAAACAAAACGACCACAAAUGAAGACGACUUCACCAACUUCAUAGGCACAACAGACAAACCUACCCAUCCUCCCGAAGACUCGGACAUGGAACAACAACAACAACUACUACAACAGCCGCUCCAAGUCGACAUCUCCUUGACCCUGCUGCCCGUUCCACGCCUGCAGAUCAUCUUCCCUUUUCGGGCAGACAAGACUGCCGACGUCACGCUCGAGAUCCAAGAGAACGGCCACCUGAGCGUCGUGGCGCAGGACGUGCUCGACGAGAGCAAUGUGAUGGCGCCUAACGGCCGGCAGAGGCGCGUGGAGGAUAUCGGCGCGCUGCUGGAGUACACUGAGGACAUUGGGAAGUGGGUGGAGUUCAUUCGGACGAGGUGGGCUUGAACUGGGGCUUUGCGAAGUUUGGGACAGGAUUGGGCGGGGAUCCUACAUCCAGUACACUACAGUACAGUACUA
Messenger RNA from Chaetomium strumarium, 2427 nucleotides. RefSeq names its product mediator of RNA polymerase II transcription subunit 1-domain-containing protein. Gene Ontology annotation, cellular component: mediator complex. The record is from RefSeq and is a predicted model, not a curated record. The transcript is spliced from 2 exons. The coding region runs from base 307 to 2355 and encodes 682 amino acids. Gene Ontology annotation, molecular function: transcription coregulator activity. Gene Ontology annotation, biological process: regulation of transcription by RNA polymerase II. Lineage: Eukaryota; Fungi; Ascomycota; Sordariomycetes; Sordariales; Chaetomiaceae.